CGGAACUUCGGAUGCUUGGCCAUGAGGAUGAAAUGACUCUUUAGUAUGGCACGGCAAUCUGCAACCGGCGAAACGCGUGCCCCGUCCCAGCGAACAAGAAUGGCCGCAACGUGCAGACGUGCUACAUCAACCUGACCAGCUGCCACGGUGACUCGGGUGGACUCAUUUUCAACGCUGGAAAACAGGUGGCGGGCAAACCGGUAUCAGGCUACUCGGGGUCUCAGGACACCAAGAUGCCACGACGUCUAAUUAUGUGCCCAAACUUGUCAACAGUCGGCGGCAAUGCGCAAGCACGCCAUUCGGCCCGAGCUGGUUAUGGACCUGACUGUGACGAUUCGGCGCACGUCCGGAAAGGUCGGCUGCCUCUAGCCCUCCUCCGGGCCGUGCUCAGCGCAGAGUCCAUUCACACAGGAACAGCGCCGACAGCGACAUAAAGCCAAUCAUUUCCGUUGUAGCUAGCCUAGCGUCCCACGGCGUCCGUGAUUUCUAGGUCGUCUUGACCCGAUGGAACCGGCAUCCUCUGCUAACUUGGCGUUGCAGUAGGACCUUAACACUUCGAAAGCGGUCUGAUAAGUCUCCGAGUAUUUGAAGGCGUCGCACGAAGCAAGAAUCCAAGCCGGAAUCUUGUUUUAGCC
Lasiosphaeria miniovina is the source of this 635-nucleotide messenger RNA. RefSeq lists its product as uncharacterized. The transcript has a single exon. NCBI's taxonomy places the organism in Eukaryota, Fungi, Ascomycota, Sordariomycetes, Sordariales, Lasiosphaeriaceae. Bases 234 to 434 code for a protein of 66 amino acids. The record is from RefSeq and is a predicted model, not a curated record.